Tigriopus californicus is the source of this 951-nucleotide messenger RNA. Its product is annotated as peroxynitrite isomerase THAP4-like. Lineage: Eukaryota; Metazoa; Arthropoda; Copepoda; Harpacticoida; Harpacticidae. The record is from RefSeq and is a predicted model, not a curated record. The coding region runs from base 201 to 815 and encodes 204 amino acids. The transcript has 3 exons.
CUUCAUAAUUAGUGGAAAUAUCAUCGCGAUCGUGCUCGAUUUUGGUUCUUUAGGUUCUUAACUCCUCGAGCAUAAGGCAACCCUAAUAAUUGACACAGAGUUCAAAACAAAUCAAAAGAAAUUUCUACCCAAUCCUUGCCUUUUUGUCGGAAUCGUAUGUACUUUUGCUCAAUCAUCCAGGAGUUUAAGUGACUCUCAGUAUGGUUCAUUGUGCUGCCAUUAAUUGCACAAAUAAUCAAACCACUGCGUCCAAAGACAUCUCAUUCCAUCGCUUCCCAUCCAAUAAAACACAACGCGACAUUUGGGUCCAACGCAUCAAGCGGGAUGGAUUUAAGCCAACACGAACGAGCUAUUUAUGUUCCCGACACUUCUCCGCCAAUAGCUAUUAUCCGUUCGUAUGCGAUCGGAAGCGCCGUGACCUGAAAAAGUCAGCCGUGCCCACAAUAUUCAAUUUCCCCGAUAUCGAUGGUCUGCCAUCGCCCAGAGGGACACGCCGUCGUCCCGCCCCUCGCGUUCGUGGUGUUCCUCCUGAUCGUAGUGAUCCUGAUAAAAAGCCAUGGCUGGAAAAUGAGCCAAAGCUUCAGGUUCCAAAGACAAAUAUGGAUCACUGCGCUUAUUCGCUCAAAGAGCCCCGUCAGAUUAUUCAAGAUCGCGAAGCUCUGCUAAAGCGAAUUGAAAGGCAGCAAAAGUUGAUUAAGAGACUGCAAAAGAGCAACAGUAAGCAAAAGAAGACCAUCAGAAUUCUCAGACACACCGUGAAAGCCUUGACAAAAACGAGUUACGCUUCUGAUACCGAAUGCAAGCGUGAAUACUGAGAACAAGCCAUUUCUGUGGACAGGAAACUUCUUUGACUCAAUUUUUGUGUGAGCCUUGGUUUGUCAUGUACACGCAACUAUUGAUUGUGAUAACUUGUCGAAGUCUAUUUGAAUAAAGAAUCCUUCUUUUACGAGA